Messenger RNA from Eriocheir sinensis (Chinese mitten crab), 8504 nucleotides. RefSeq lists its product as uncharacterized. Lineage: Eukaryota; Metazoa; Arthropoda; Malacostraca; Decapoda; Varunidae. The transcript has 7 exons. The record is from RefSeq and is a predicted model, not a curated record. Bases 572 to 1546 code for a protein of 324 amino acids.
UGAGUGUGUUCUGAGCCCAUCUGUUGUGCAGCUUAAUGACCGUGACACGCUCCAGACCUCAUGAGAUAAAAUGUGUAAACACCCGGGGUUGAAGGGGACAACGCCCCCUGUUAGGAGGUCACCUCUGUUCACCUGUCAGGUAGUGACCCUCAGGGUGGCUGUAGGGAAGAGUGUGAACAAUUCCAGUGUAUUUUAGCUGUUUUAAGGCAAAGGUGGGUGUAUGCACAAUACCUGCGUGUGGCCGAAGUGCUCAUCUCCAUACCUUUGGCCCUUCAGCCUGUGGCGCGGGCCAGUGUGAAAUCUGGGGUUGCCACAGUUUACCCUCCCCAGGUUUCCCCAGGUACACAUUUGUUGACCAACCCAAAGGGAGGAUGAACAGCUGGGUGAGCUGCAUGCCAACUGUCCGGGCUGGGAUCCAAAUCCUGGCCCGCAGAGUGGUAGCCAGGCAUGCUGACCACUGCUCCACGGAGGUGCACUAGCUGUCAAAAGCCGUGGGUUUUGGCUGCUGUGGGACGCUGUGGCCACUCCGCCGUCCGCGGCCGUGCAGGAUUGCACACACAAGUGAGUGAGGAUGAGCUCAGACACACUCACGCUGCCCACCGAUGCCGAGGUCUACGAGAGCAUCACCAACAUCGCCAUCUGGCUGGAGACACACAGCCAUGCCGGGCCGCAACAAACCCCGGAGGAGAUCACCGCUGAGGACCUGGCUGUGGCGGUGCCUGGUGAGUGCCUCUUCCCGGAGCUGAGUGCCGAGAACGAGGAUGCGUCGCAUGAGGAGGAGAAGGGCAUCCUUGUCUACACCGACAGCCGGGAAGACAAGUACAUCUGGCUGAAGGGCGACUGGCACCCCCUGGAGCGUGUGCUGAGCAUAUCGCUGAACAAGACAGGCUGGGUCAGGACGCCGUCCCUGGGUGAGCGUCUGCUGGUGCUGAUCCUGACACAGCUGGACUAUGCGGCGCGGGAGGCAGAGUCUGAGGUGCCGUACGGGUGCUGUCCCCUUAGCGACCCAACCUACCUCCUGUGGCACAUGAACCGCCCGGCUGGCAUGUGCUCCCUGAAGCGUAAGGGCACCAGCAUAUGGGGCGGGGAGGAUGUGUACGCGUGUGACACCCUGGACACCAUGUACGUCCGGCCGUGUGCGCGCCGGCAGGGUCACUCGCUGGCCCUGCUGCGCACACUGACCUCCGAGCUGCCACCGGGGGACCACCUGGGCCUGUCACACCCUGUCUCCCUCAGCAUGUGCAAAGUGCUGCUCAAGUUCAUCCAGGUGUACCCUGAGCUGCGGGACACCAUGUGGACGCUGGACGAGGACGGCGAGGUGUCCGGCACUGUGACCCUCAUGCUGGGCUCCCUCAUGAUGCGCGGGGCCCUGCAUGGCGCUGGCACCCACGCCCCUGCCCAGCCCGGCCCUCAGCCCAUGGACGAGGCGCAGCAGCCCAUGGAGCAGGCCGACCAGCCCGACCAGCCCAUGGAGCAGGGGCAGGGGCAGGGGCAGAAGCAUGGCCGUGACACACACCAGGAGUCCGAGCCUUGUGACACCUCAUAAGGUUGUUUGCUUUCUCUCCCUCUCCUCCUUUCUCUUUCUGGAUUUGUUUAUGUUUGGGUUAACUUCUUCACACACUUCUAUAUUUCUCUUCUUUUACUGGUUCUUGUAGUUUUAUUGUAGUUUUCCUCCUUCAUAUUCUCUUGUACUCCUUCUCCUCCUCCUCCUUGUUCCUCCCUCUCUCUUUCUCUUGCUAGAUUUGUUUACGUUCAGUUUUCCUUCUUCACACACUUAUUUUCUCUUUUUUCACUGUUUCUUGUAAUUCAACCUUCACACACUUCUAUAGUCUUUUUAAUUCACUCUUGUAAUCAUCCUUCUCAUGUUUCUCUUCCUCCCACACCUAUCCAGUCUUUCUUUUUAAUCCACUCUCCUAAAUCUCAUCCUUCUUAUGUUUUUUGCCUUAUUUGUAUAGUUUAAUUUGCCUCCUUGACACAAAGCCUUGCAAUCGUCCUCUUUCACAGGUCCUUGUAGUUCUUUUCUUUAGCCUUCAUCCCUCGCACACCUCCAUAGUCCUUCUCUCUAAUACACUCCUCUCGUCCUCACCCUUCACUCCCUCCUGCCAUCAGUGCCGUGGGAGAGGUGACAAAUGGGUUCUGUCAGUCGGAGGUUUUCAGUGAUUUUGUUGUUUACACUUUUGCGGAUAAGUAAGAUUAAGGGAGAUGUCUAUUUGUAGCGUUCCAUAUUUAUUUAACCCAGUUUACUCAUGUGGUAGUCUCUGAGCGAGUACUAGUUUUAUUUAGUUGGUAGACCUACGUAGCUGUGUUGCCCUCGGUGGUGUUUCGUUCUGGUUAGUUGUAAUACCUGUAGUUGAUAUUAGGGACAUUUUACGCAAGUCACCGCCGCAAAGUUUGGUUGUCAUGGAAGUUUCCCGAGAGAGAACGCGACCAAGGGGAGGAGGAGCCCAGAGGGACGAGUGAGUGUGUAUUGAUCUCAUAACUCAUAUUUGUGUCGCUCUCUGCUGAAGUGAGGUAAACGACAUGGGGCCCAUCUUGAGAUAACACUUGCCUCACAUCGACCAACUAUUCAGGUGUUCUGAGGCAAAUUUUCUGGCUAAAAUUCAAAGACACUUUUUUUAAAACUAAAGAAACAGCUCAAGGGCAACAAAAAAGGCGGAAAAAAGAAAAAAAAAGCCCACCAAUCGCCGUUUCCACAAAGACAAAAGAGAGGUCAAUUUCGGGAGGAGAGAUCUCUUGAAGGACGUGGCAUUAUGAUUGAUUGAUUUUCACACAAAUGCCUCAGAAAAGUGCAGAAACAACAGAGGGAGUCAGUUUCAUGUGUGUGUUGCUUGUGUUACUUCAGCAGGGAACGCCACAAUUGCUCUGUUACUUGGAGGGAGGAGGCAACAGGGAUGAGCCUCGUAACAGCCAGGUAUAGUUACGGUGCACUGACGAGAGGCAUCACACUGCACGCCACCUGUGUGUGUGUGUGUGUGUGUGUGUGUUGCCGGUUCACUUAUUGUCACAGAGCUGCUGACUCAGUUAAUGAAUGCUGAGUUUGUAUAUUGGUGCAGAUUAGAAUGUUUCAAAACCAUUUGUUGCUCUGCUUGUUCAGUUAUUGGAUGUUAAGUUUGUUUAUUGGUGCAGAUUAGAAUGUUUCAUAACCAUUUGUUGCUCCGCUUGUUCAGUCAAGUGUUGCCAUGCCCCUAAGAAGGCUAGGUUUCUUGAGGUCACGAGGAAGAUGAAAUUGUGUUCUAGUCUGCAGCUCAGGAUGGCUCAUGAAAGUAACAGAUGUGGACAAAACACGUCACCAGUAAGUGUUAGUCGGGGGACAACUCAUCAUGGCCUGUCCAACCCCAUAAGGAAAAAUAAGGAUGACAAAUAAGAAUAAAAAGAGGAGGAGGAGGAAAAAUGAUGGGAGAGAUUCACAGCCUGUCUGACCCCAUGAGGAAAAAUAAGGAUAAUAAACAAGAAUAGAAAGAGGAAAAUAAUGAAAAAGAAGAUGAUGUGCAAAUGAUAGGAGAGAUUCACAGCCCGUCUGACCCCAUAAGGAAAAAUAAGGACGAUAAACAAAGAGAAUGGUCAUGUUGGGUGUUAAGCGUAGGCCCCGGCAAAACUUAGGAGACUUAAACUUGUUGGUAAUAGUUUCCAGCACCUGCGAGUCUUGGAAAUGGACCCAAGCAAGAAACACGACACAAAGAUGAAGAAAAUUAAUAGUUUUCAUGGAUGUUAAAUUCCUGCGUUUGUGAUGAAAUGGAGGAGUAAGAAAAUUAAAGAUGAAAAAGUACAAAGACAGCGAAUGAUGGUUGUGGGAACUACCUGAAGCUGUCUCUUGGUAUCCAGUGAAAAUCAAACCCAAUAAUACUGCUCAGUGGUCAAAGAAGAAACCUUAUUGUUAUUUCUUAAUUUGUGAACUUUUGCCGUGAAGAAGAAAUUGCAACAGAAUAAACAUGCACAGAAGGAGGCACAGAAGGAAAAUGAAUAAUAGUUGCAGAAACUUCCAUGCAAUUCGUGUAAAAAAAUAAUAAUCUUCACAUGCAUGUACUGAGUGUGAGGAACAUUGAGUGUGUUGUUGGUGCUAAUAAUGUUAUGUGAGGCCUUGGGCGAGGUGCUGCACGGGGGCCGACGCAGCGACGAUGACUGUGUGUCCGUCCGUCUGUCUGUCUGUCUGUCUGUCUGUCUCUGCCGCAGCACACGCAGGAACAUCACAAUCUUUCCCAUUUGUAACAUGCCAAGUCCAGCAGCCGCCUCAGCCCUGCAGCGUGUGUGUGGGGUGGGGGGCAGACCAGGGGCUUCGUGUACAAUGGUGCCGCCUUUGUUGGGUAGACGUAGACUAAUAAUGCAUGAGGAUAUCUUAAGCUAAGGAUUUUAUAAUAAUAAGUUUCCAUCCUGUUGUUUUGGCCACAUUCAGUCUCAGUCUAGUGUGUGAAGAUCUCUAUUCAGGAGACAAUUCUGGGUGGUGCUGUCAGGCAGUGGUCAUCACUCUACGGCUGUCCUGUGACUGUGUUUAGAGUUGUUACUGACCUCUUGAGGUUAAAUCUACCUGGGAGGGCUGCACUUACCGUCACAUCACCACCUGCACACUGACCCAGGCACACAGCGGUGGGGGUCACCCUCAUGUGUGUGACCCUUCAUGGCCCGCUGCCGAGGACAGACUACAAUGUAUGCUAUUCUUGGUGAGAGCAAGGUGCUGCAGCCUCGGGUUAACAGAUGGGCUGAGUGAGUGACACCCGGACCAGCAGGGAGCGCCAGAGGGACAGGCAGCAGGCUCAGGAGUGGUGCUGGGCAAGGCUUGGCUCAGGGACUUGCCAGCAUCACCAAAUGUGGUUUAAAGCAACACACAAGAUUUGGUUUUAUUAGUUUUUUGUUGAUGUCUCUUUCUGAGCUGUUACUUUCUUCCUUUCUUCCUGUCCACGUGUCUUUCUCAACGUUUUUAUCUUCCCGGCACUUUUUUAUUUAUAGGGAGAAGCAAAUGGGAUGAUGAUGUUGUUGUUGUUGUUGCUGCUGUUGUUGUUCUGUGGUUGUGUGUCACAUUGGCCUCAGACUCAAACAAAUUUUAUAGGUUACUGCUGCUAUUACUACUACUACUACUACUACUACUACUACUACUACUACUACUUCAACUAUGUCAUGGAUAGUGUUUCUCUGUCCCAGUAAUGUAUUGUUAUCCACAUGUAUGAGACUAAGAAUAAAAAUUUCAAACUAUGUCUUUGGUAUAAUAGUAAUUUGAACCCAUUGAUGGCGACGAUGCGUAUCCUGCACACACACUCAAAGAUGAAAGAAACUUGUCACAUAUAAUUCCCAAGUACUAUAUUUCCAGCAUCACAAGAGAAGCACAGCAGAUUGGUAGGUAGGCGAGUCGUUUGAUACAACCCUCGUACAUUGAAAACGGAUCAAAGAGUAAACGACAAAACAUUCUUUAGCGUUAUGUAUAUGUUAUAAAAUGACAUGCGACUGGUGGGAGAGAUUUAUACCCCGUUCAUCCUCAUAUGGAAAAAUAAGGAUGAUAAAUGAAAAGAAGAAGUAGAAGAAAAUUAUGAAGAAGAAGAAAAAGGGAAUGAUGUGCAAAUGAUGGGAGAGAUUCACAGCCCGUCCAACCCCAUAAGGAAAAAUAACGAUGGUGCAACUUUUAAUGGUGAGUGUCAGCUGUCCUGCCAGAUGAUGAUCAAACAAGACUUCACAACAGCAGGAAAUGGCAUGCACCCUCUAAACCAUCCCCUUAUCCACGGCUCAUGACCACAGCACGGAGGGGUCACAGACAGCACUUCAAACUGUUGCAAGUCCAUAAAACUAACCACCAGCAUCUCGGAAGUGCUUCACCAUCUAUCAUCAAGGCCACAGCACUGAGGGGGGUCACAGGCAGCACCCAGAACUGUGACAUCUCCGUAAAACUAACCACCAGGAUCUCGGAAGUGCUUCGCCAUAAUCAGAGGAAUGGGGUGUAAAUCACUUAACUAUAUGAACACAGUAACUCUUAACUCCUUUAUUGCACUAAAUUAACUAACUCACUGAUAAAAGGCAGAUCUGAAUGUGUGCUUGGCUGCCGUUAUCAACACAAGGCGAUCAACUGGUAACUUGUGCUCCUACAAGUGUGUGCUUAAAUUAUCAUAUCAAUCAAGACUGUAGGUGAAGUAACUCAGCCUCAGACCAAGAAUAACAAGGCCUCUGGAGAAGGUGCAUAAGAGACGGAUGCCAAUAUUCAAGUAUUUCCUGGGAUGUGUAAAAGGGAAGAUGCGUUAUAUUACUCUUUACACAUGCUAUUUCAUCCCUUCCUCCCUACAUUUCUAUUACUUACACAUCCCAGGAAGAAGAAGAAACAAGUUUUGGGCGUAAGGAAGAGAUGCUAAUUUUUCUAGUGUUUCCUGGGAUGCGUAAAAUGGGAGAUGUGCUUUAUUACUCUUACACAUGCUAUUUCAUCCCUUCCUUCCUACUUUUCUAUUACUUACACAUCCCAGGAAAAAGAUACAAGUUGCGGGCGUAAGGAACAGAUGCCAUUUUUUCUAGUGUUUCCUGGGAUGCGUAAAAAGGGAGAUGUGCUUUAUUACUCUUACACAUGCUAUUUCAUCCCUUCCUCCCUACAUUUCUAUUACUUACACAUCCCAGGAAAAAGAUACAAGUUGUGGGCGUAAGGAACAGAUGUCAUUUUUUCUAGUGUUUCCUGGGAUGCGUAAAAAGGGAGAUAUGUUUUAUUACUCUUACACAUGCUAUUUCAUCCCUUCCUCCCUACUUUUCUAUUACUUACACAUUCCAGGAAAAAGAUACAAGUUGCGGGAACAAGAGACAUGCCAAUUUUUCUAGUAUUUCCUGGGAUGUGUAAAAGGGAAGAUGUGUUAUAUUACUCUUUACACAUGCUAUUUCAUCCCUUCCUCCCUACAUUUCUAUUACUUACACAUCCCAGGAAGAAGAAGAUACAAGUUGUGGGCGUAAGGAACAGAUGCUAAUUUUUCUAGUGUUUCCUGGGAUGCGUAAAAAGGGAGAUGUGCUUUAUUACUCUUACACAUGCUAUGUCAUCCCUUCCUCCCUACUUUUCUAUUACUUACACAUCCCAGGAAGAAGAAGAUACAAGUUGCGGGCGUAAGAAACAGAUGACAAUUUUUCAAGUAUUUCCUGGGAUGCGUAAAAAGGGAGAUAUGUUUUAUUACUCUUACACAUCCUAUUUCAUCCCUUCCUCUCUACUCUUCCUUUCAUUUACACAUCCCAGGAAGAACAAGAUACGAGUUGCUGGGGAAAAAGCUUAAUUAUUUUUACAUAUGCUAUUUUGUCCCUUCCUCUCUUCUGUUCUUAUUUUUAGACAUCCCAGGAAGAACAAGAUACAAGUUGCAGGGGAAAAGUGACCCUCGGUACACCAUAUACAAGGUCACUAUUCCUUUGCUGUUUUUUUUUGUUCUUCCUUCCUGCCUUUCCCAAUGCAUAUAAGAACACAAUGGCUCCGUCCCUUCUCCCCAUUCUCCUGCGGACACCUCUACCAAGAAUGAUUCUCUUGGGGACAGUAAACGAACGGAAAAGCAAUAAUGAAUGAAAACAAAUGGGUGUGCAAACCAGAACAUAAUGGCUCUGUACCUUAUGCCUCUUCUCCUGCGGACGCUUCUACUAGGAAUGAUAAUUUUGAGGACACGAAAGGAACCAAGGAGUAACAGUGAAUGAAACAAAUGGAUGUGCAAACUAGGACAAAGUGGCUCUGUCCCUCACACUCCUUCUCCUGCGGACAUCUCUAAUAGGAAUGAUUUUUGAGGACACGAAAAGAACGGAGCAGUAACGACGAAUGGAAUAUGAACGCAGAGACUCGACAAAAUCGUUUCAAUCGUCUGUUCACUUAAGUCUGACCCAAGUUGACAACAUAAACCUAAGCGUGUUUGCAAGCUGAGUGCUGAUUGGCUACUGCUGUGGCUUCCAAGUUUUCUUUAACCUCUGUUUGUGUUUAUCUCACGCAGCACUUUCCGCUAAUCUGUACUGUGCUUACGAACACGCUUAGGUUUAUGUUGUCAGCUUGGGUCAGACUUAAGUGAACAGACUAUAGUUCCUGUGAAAACCUCAACUAGGAAUGAUUCUCUUGAGGACACUAAAGGAACAAAAGGAAAGGAAAGGACAGUAGAGGAAAGAAACAGUAACAAUGAGUGAAACAAAUCAUCGUAGACUCGACAGAAAAGUUUCAGUCCCUUACGCUCCUAAUUCCUGUGGACGCCCCUUCUAGAAAUGAUUCUCUUGAGGACACGAAAGGAACAAAAGGAAAGGAAAGGACAGUAGAGGAAAGAAACAGUAACGAUGAGAGAAACAAAUCAUCGUAGACUCGACAGAAAAGUUUCAGUCCCUUACGCUCCUAAUUCCUGUGGACGCCCCUUCUAGAAAUGAUUCUCUUGAGGACACGAAAGGAACAAAAGGAAAGGAAAGGACAGUAGAGGAAAGAAACAGUAACAAUGAGUGAAACAAAUCAUCGUAGACUCGACAGAAAAGUUUCAGUCCCUUACGCUCCUAACUCCUGCGGACGCCUCUAAUAGGAAUGAUUCUCUUGAGGACACGAAAGGAAC